This is a messenger RNA of Paramuricea clavata, 5801 nucleotides long. The record is from the annotation of a GenBank genome assembly. Lineage: Eukaryota; Metazoa; Cnidaria; Anthozoa; Malacalcyonacea; Plexauridae.
GAUCAAGUAACAAGAGCCCAGGAGCAAGAGGAAAUGUACACGAUUAAACAGGAAUUAUCAAUUCUAAAUAACCGUUAUGAAAAGAUGAAAAUCGAGUUAGAAAGAUCCAUGGAAAGAGAAAACGAGUUACUUAAAUACAAGGUAAACUUGAUAAAAUCUGCAGAGCCAUGUUAAUGACAACCUCGUUUCCGUGCAAGGGCAGAAAAAAUAUGCAAACCGUUGAAGGUUGUGGUGCGCGUAAAUCAUAAAGUAACCAACUAGACCACACGCGCAAAUAAGGGGCCGAUUACAUGGGCGAGUUAUCCCGGCUAAGCGAGUUGACUCGCUUUGCCGAGUUGACCCGCUUCCUAUUAUUUUGACAUAUCGAUUACAUGCCAAACGAGUUGUCCCGCCUUGCCGGGACCGCGGCUGUAGCUUGCCGAGUCAACUCGCUUAGCCGGGACAGAAAUUGCCCACACAUCCUAUGCAAUCGCUUUUUGCCGAGUUGGCUCGGCAAAGCGGGCUGAAAACCAUACUUAUGCAUGUUUUAAUUUCGAUUAUACGUACAAAUAUAAGUUUAAAAAACUUCAAAUAACAUCAAAAUGAUAUUAAUGAACGUUUGACACAAUUUUGUUAGAAUACAAACAGUACAAGCCUGUUGGGAUCAGCGCUAACUAUAAAUUAAAUACUGUACCUCAAGCAACAACAUUCAGUGGGUAAAGUAGUUCUCAAAUACAACAAAUACACCAUUUUUAAUCGAUUUCUAACACCGAGUAUUACAUUGUUAAGCAUUACAAAGCUUAAUGAGCUACUUCAGCCCGGCUAUAGCCGAGUUAGCGCGGUGCAUGUAAUCGCAAUUCAAAAGUCAACUCGCUUAGCCGGGACAACUCAGCAAAGCGGGACAACUCGGCCCAUGUAAUCAGCCUCUAAUAUACCAACUAGACCACAAGAUAAAAUAUCAUCAUCCAAACUAGAAUAUAUUCCAACAAAUACUCAGUCAAAUUUGUUAUCUUCACCAGUACAAUAAUAAUAGCGGCCUUGGAAGGUGGAGGAGUUACACGAGCAACAAAAAUGUUAAUUGAAAAUGUUUACACAUAAAUUACAAAUCACAAGACAACAUGUGUCGACAUUUCUACUUAACAUGCGUUGAAAUCAGAUUUUGUUGCAAGUUGCAGCAAUUUUGUUGCUCAUGUAACUCUAGCUUUAAGCAUGUAGGACUGGAACGCGACGGCAAAAAACUCGUUGAACGAAAUGAUUGCAGACGAAAACUUGCCGUCUAUUACCAUCGUAUGAGAAAUAAUCAGUUUAAGGAUUGAGGUUAACACAGGAUUUGAUUGAGAAAAGUUCUAGGACCCAAUUGAAAGUAGCAGUUGUUCCAGCUUGAAAUGUAAGCGUUGUAUACAAGACGUGAUAAUCUGUAUUUUGCCGUUGUAAACAGAGCGACGGCGACGUUGAAAACGUCCGUGGGAUUUUAAUUGUUCAUUUCUGCUCAUUUUCUUGUAUAUAUUAUUAACCGUCCUCGUUGCACUUUCGUCCGACUUGUUGAGAGGGUCCUGAAGGGGUAAAAUGGGAACUGGGAUUGAUCUAUUUUUAGACUGGGAAAAUGGGAUUUGGGUUGCUGGGACUGGGAUUUGGCCACUGGGAAUGGGAAAUGAAGUCCUCAAAAAUGGGAAUGGGAUUGAGGUAAUGCGAGUCGACUACCAAUUUUUCUGCGUUUUGAGUAUUUUAAAAUACAAUUUUGAUCCGUUUUUGGUGUCUUUGGUCAUGAUUUUUGUUGUUAACUAUAUUAUUCACAGCGCUACCUGCGAACAGGCAUACUCUGGCGCCCGCGAUUCUGGGUUUUCUGAUUAUGCGUGUCUCAGAAUGCUGCAAAUGCCAUUUCCGGGAUUCAAAUUUAAAAAUUUUCCGUGCCUUCGGCACGAGCACCCCCCUAAUAUUUCAUAAAGUGUCCGCCACUUGCUUGAAAGGUCUUAAAACUGUUUAUUCUACCAAUAAAUAAAGGGUUUUUUAUUGACUGGGAUUUCAAUAACUGGGACUGGGAUUUCUAAUAAAAAUCCAACUGGGACUGGGAUUUUGCCAAAAUUUCAGGUGGAAAAUGGGAUUGGGACCCCCCUUCAGGACCCUCUGUUGAGGUUCUUAAUAACAGUAGUUCUUAACAGUAGUACUAGAUUAAGCCUUGCUUAUAGUUCGUUAUUUAAUAACGGUAACCAGAGGCCGCGGAAGCAUUUCGAAAGUGGAGGGCCAUUGGCGAAAAGGGAGACUUUUGUAUAUGACCAAAAUCAAACGAUUUUAUGUCGUUCACGAGCCGAACGAAAAGUUUUGAAAAUGUGGAGUCUCUAUUACGUCGGAAAUGGCCUUUGCAGAGUUUUUACUACUGCAAAAAGGGCACUUCCUUUCCAUCAAAAGAGAGCAUUCAUUCAAGAAAUACUUUUUCGUUCUUUGAAUGAGCCACUUUAGCCCCCAAAAGGGCCUUCUUUCACUUUUAAAAAAAGUUGGGGGGGGGUGACGAAUUUAAAUCCGCCUGUGUGGGUGUCGGCAAUAUAACUUCAUAUACAAAAAAAGUUUAAAUAUAUUCUUCUAUGAUUUGUACAGUGUAAAUCCUAUACUAUUGUUGUGAACUGUCUCUCAAACUACGAUACGUCCUUUGGCGAGUUGUUCCUUUCCGUUGUUUCUUCAGCUAGUCCUGACAAUCCCGAUUUUCAGAGCGCUCGUUGAGUUUACCAGGGUUUUGAUAACGGUCCCCGCUUUCAAUUCCACUACACCGAUCUCCAAAUAACUUUGUCUUCACACGUUUACAGCUGAGUAUGUUGCUCAAGUCACUAAAGAUUAUACCAGAGCGUUUGAUCAUUGAAGACCCACGUAGUGUAUUGCUCAAGUCACUGAAGACUAUACCAGAGCAUUUGAUCAUUGAAGAUCCACCUUUCCCAUAUAAUGUAAAGUGCGACGUUGAUAACGUAUAUUUCUUUCGUUUUACUUUAUCAAAUUAUUUUAUCAGUGUGUAGACCACUCCUUAAUCGGUUCUACUUCAACACGAGUUCGUUCGUUCUGCUUCAGUGUCUCUCUGAUUAUCGCCUUUUAUUCUCUCGCAGCUUGAUUGCGUAUUCUAUACGCAUAUGAUUUAUUCUUCUAAUGGCUUCCAGGGCUACACCUUCCCACCAAAGAUCAUAUUACGUAUGUAAUAGAUCCCAAAAUUUUAUACCUAAUUAUUUACACCCUACUUCUCUUUUUUUUAAUACAAAAAGUUAACAAGAACAAUUCGAAUGGAAACGUACCUGAGGGGGAGAUACGAAACGAAAUUUCCCUUGGAACUGAACGAUCGAGUUGCUGCACUUCGAAAUCUUAUGGCAUUCUACUAAGCGCAUCCACAUUCACAUGCUUCUCUCCACACUUAUGUUCUAAUUCGAUGUCAUAUUCCUGAAGGGUUAAAGUCCAUCGCAAUAAUUUCCUAUUCUUGUUUUUAACCUGGUUUAACCAAACUAAAGGGUUAUGAUCCGUUUGAAGGAUAAAUUUUCUUCCAAACAGAUAAUACCUAAAUGUCUCAACUGCCCAAACUAUCGCUAAGCACUCUUUCUCAGUUGUAGACAACUUCAUUUCUCUAGGCUGUAACUUCCUACUGGCAAACCCAACAGGGUGAUCCUGACCUUCGUUAUCUAACUGACAAAGUAUGGCUCCUACACCAUAAUCUGAAACAUCCACUUGUAAAAUAAACAAUUCAUCCCACCACUGCCACCAAUUGUGACGAAUUUAAAUCCGCCUGUGUGGGUGUCGGCAAUAUAACUUCAUAUACAAAAAAAAGUUUAAAUAUAUUUUUCUAUAAUUUGUACAGUGUAAAUCCUAUACUAUUGUUGUGAACUGUCUCUCAAGCUACGAUACUUGCGUCCUUUGGCGAAUUGUUCCUUCCCGUUGUUUCUUCAGCUAGUCCUGACAAUCCCGAUUUAAUGAGCGCUCGUUAAGUUUACCAGGGUUUUGAUAACGGUCCCCGCUUUCAAUUCCACUACACCGAUCUCCAAAUAACUUUGUCUUCACACGUUUACAGCUGAGUAUGUUGCUCAAGUCACUAAAGAUUAUACCAGAGCGUUUGAUCAUUGAAGACCCACGUAGUGUAUUGCUCAAGUCACUGAAGACUAUACCAGAGCAUUUGAUCAUUGAAGAUCCACCUUUCCCAUAUAAUGUAAAGUGCGACGUUGAUAACGUAUAUUUCUUUCGUUUUACUUUAUCAAGUUAUUUUAUCAGUGUGUAGACCACUCCUUAAUCGGUUCUACUUCAACACGAGUUCGUUCGUUCUGCUUCAGUGUCUCUCUGAUUAUCGCCUUUUAUUCUCUCGCAGCUUGAUUACAUAUUCUAUACGCAUAUGAUUUAUUCUUCUGAUGGCUCCCAGGGCUACAGGGGGCACAUGCCCACAUCCCCCCCCCCUUUCCCCGGCCCUUGACGGCAACUGUUGAUUUUGGGAGUUAGGUGUCAAUUGGGACAACUUCCUUUCUCCUGUCACAACUUGUCUUUGUGAGCUUAUUGUAUUGUAAAACGUAUGUGACCUGUAAAUAACAUGUAAACUGUGACAAGCGCACUAUAUUAUUAUAUUAUAACUGGACUGGUACUAAAGGAAAGAGUUUUGACGCACUUGCUUAUUAAAGGGUAACAAGGAAAACCAGAUUGGGUUACCACAAAAUUAAGGUAGCGGUAACCCAAGUUACCAUCUUUGACAAUAUAGAUUGGACAUCUAUAGUUUUUACAUGCAUUCGGUUGCAAUAUACCAUUUCUUGAAACAUUUUCCCACCCUCCCUCCCCCACCGAUUUCAAUGCUGGCUUCUCGCAACCAGACAUCAAAUUUUUGUCGGCCCAACAUUGAACUGGCGGCAGAACGGGGGACUCUACGCCUUUCAAUUUAUGUGAAAUUACAGCACUUGUCUCAUAGUUUUUGUCAAAGAUUGUAGGUUACCGCAAUAUUUUGGACAGCUUAUAUCCGCUGUAUCAAAAAUUCCUUUUACACAAAUUCUAAGCAUAGCUCCAAGGGGCCGGUCAUUAAUAUUGGAGGGGGGGGGGGGCGGUGGGUGAUAAACACCAAAUAUUUAUUAUUUUUUAGAGCCGCUCCAAUCGCAAGACCUUUAUUUUCAAGACGCCCCCACAUUCAUCUAGAAAAUUUAGGACCCCCUUCCAACAUUUAAUUCAUUACAUUUUUUGGUGUAAAAUAGGUAAUGGGAUAUAGAUUGGGACAAUAAUUAGAAGACCAGUAUUCAAAAUGGUUGUUAUUUACUCUGACUCCUAUGGUCGAACUGCAUAUACGUAAUAAACUAUAGAAACUACGAUUAUAGAAAGUAAAAAUGUGAAAUAUUUUGUGAGACACGAUAAAGGCGAGAGAUUGAAAAUGAGUAGGAAAGUAUUAAAAAAUUGGGGUCUUCCCAUACGCCCCUUGUUACAUAUUUUUCAGUUUGAGGCCGCCCCCAAUUCAGGCAGAAAUAGUUGAAGCCGCCCCCCUUUUCUCAACCACCGUCCCCCUCCCACUGUUAAUGACCGGUCCCUAAAUAACCUUCAAACACUCAUUAAUAAUUCAUAAACCUUGUGGCAAAUCAUGUCAGCCAUGUCAGUCUUUAUAUCGGAUAAAACUCAUCUUCAUUAGUAUUCUUUAUAUAAUUGUUCAUUCUAAUUAGUAUUAUUAUAGAAUUGUUCGUCCUAAUUGAUAUCCGCGUUUUAUAUCUGAUAAAACACUCCUACUCGUGUUUUAAAUAGUACAUAUAUCACGUACCUUGCAGGCUAUGAUGGAACAAGCUCAAAACCAAUCAACUAAUCACAAGAUGGUCAACCCAUUUGUGUUAGAGCCAAGCUAA